Cryphonectria parasitica EP155 is the source of this 1484-nucleotide messenger RNA. RefSeq lists its product as uncharacterized. Lineage: Eukaryota; Fungi; Ascomycota; Sordariomycetes; Diaporthales; Cryphonectriaceae. The transcript is spliced from 5 exons. The record is from RefSeq and is a predicted model, not a curated record. The coding region runs from base 321 to 1484 and encodes 387 amino acids.
AAGCAACAGCUUGUCUUGCUUUAAACUUUCAAUUCUCCUAUCUUGGCACCUCUCUUCUUUGCUUUUUUCUGAUCUGGCUGUUUUUUUUGCUUCUUUCUAUAUUUUUUCCGGACCUAUACAAAACUGUUUAUAUUUGUACGCCCGGCACGCACGCACGCGCGCACCAAUACUACUCUCUUCCUCCCUCCUCCUCCUCCUCCUCCUCCUCCUUCUCCUCCUCUUCUUCUUCCUCUCCCCCACUCCCUCUCCCUACAACUCCGCCCCGCCAGCGACAUACGAUUUACUCCCCGGCCAGAAUGUAGCUUGGGGGACCAUUAUCGAUGGAGUCGAUCAUGAUCUCCCCCCGAGACGACGAUGAUGUUAUUUACUACAACCCGUCCCGGCAGAUCUAUGCAGGAUUAUGGACUUUAUUUGCCGGGGCCACUGUCUUCCUCUCCCUGAGGCUCUGGUGCAAGCUCACCAGGCGUCAUGGGCUCUGGUACGACGAUUACAUUCUCAUAUCAGCAUAUUUAUUCCUCAUGACCACUGAUAUCAUCAUCACUGUCGAAUACGCAACCGGCUACAGCCUGGGCAGCUGGAACGACCGCAUGCACAUCCUCAUCAACACCUCGUCGAUCGGCACCGUCAUCGGCCAGGCGGUGAGCAAGUCGGCCUUUGGAGUGACCCUGCUGCGCAUGGUGGAGAAGAAAUGGCAGGCGGGUAUCCUGUGGUUCUGCAUCGUCAGUAUGGACAGCAUCGCCUUCAGCAAGUGUAUCUUCCAGUGGGCCAAGCUGUGCGGCGACGACGAUUACCAGCAGUGGUACAGACUGCAGGGCUGGUGUCUGAAUGAAGAUUUCUCCGAUCAGUGGAAAGAAAUCGGAAAUAUCUACAACAUCCUUAUGGACUUUGUCUUUGCCAUGUUUCCCUGGUUCAUAACAUGGCGUCUGAAACUCCAACGAGCAGAAAAGGUUGCCCUCUGCCUGACACUGAGUCUUGGAAUUAUUGUCGCUAUUAUCACGGCCGUCAGGACUUGGUGGAAGGAUACUCCACUCAUGCACGUUCACGACACAUGGUACAUGUGGCGAGACGCCAUGUCCGAGAUCUGGUACUCUGGCGAGGUAGCCGGCACCAUCAUCGUCCAGUGCAUCCCAGUCCUCCGCCCCUUCGUCAAGGACCUCCACACAUCAUUGACAUCCCGACGACUGGACGCCACAGAGCCCACGACCAAGGGCUCCAACAACUGGCGCGGCAGCACCCUAGUGGAGAAGAAGGGCUUCGCCUCCAUGUCCCGGGACGAGGAAAACCAGAAGAGCCCUGGGAUCUUCGAGCUGACCGAGAUUCCCGAGGAGGUGCAACCGCCCGCGUCGAUGGCAAGGUCGGGAGGAGGGUAUUAUCAUCAUCAAAUGGGUCAUCACACCGACGCGUACUGGUCUCCGUCCGAGAUUGAUCUUCGCAUCCAAGCAACACACACGAAACCGCUCAAGAAGGAAAGCUGGCCGCUCUGA